Messenger RNA from Haliotis rufescens (red abalone), 2592 nucleotides. Its product is annotated as xaa-Pro aminopeptidase ApepP-like. Bases 104 to 2236 code for a protein of 710 amino acids. The record is from RefSeq and is a predicted model, not a curated record. NCBI's taxonomy places the organism in Eukaryota, Metazoa, Mollusca, Gastropoda, Lepetellida, Haliotidae. Gene Ontology annotation, molecular function: metalloaminopeptidase activity. The transcript is spliced from 21 exons.
AAGGUUAUACAGAUGGUCUUCGGGUAAACAAAUCAGGAUAACAGUUAGGCUUUCGCCUCCUCUUGUGAGCUCGUGUGAGUGAUAGGGCAAGGCUGUUUGGAAGAUGGCGUGGGGAACACUCACAAUUUUACUUGCCACAGUGGCACUGGCGUUGUGUGAUCCCCUAGGUCAAGGGGUUCUACACGUACGGCAUCGACGUUUAGCCGUGGAAGACAGGCCCAACUGCAAACCCGGAGCGACGCCACCACCAACUGUGGUGGACACAACGGCCCGGUUAGCUGAAAUCAGACGUUUGUUUGGUGAAGUGCCCGGAGGAGCAGUGCAUGCUUACAUUGUGCCCAACGAGGACGCCCAUCAGAGCGAGUACCCCUCGAAUUUUGACCAACGGAGAGGCUAUAUAUCAGGCUUCACGGGAUCAGCUGGCACGGCGGUGGUUCUGGCGAACGAUGCGGCGGUAUGGACAGAUGGGCGCUACCACGACGAGGCGGAGGAUGCCCUGGACUGUAACUGGAUACUCAUGAAGCAAGGGGUCGAAGGAGUCCCAUCCAUCUCUGGCUGGUUGGUGGACCAGCUGAAGAACAUACCAGGGGCCAGGGUUGGCGCAAGCCCCUUCCUCAUGAAUGCCCGUACAUGGACGUCCUACUCGACCAUCUUCGCAAAGGCAGGGAUAUCGAUGGUGGAGGUCAACGAUGACCUUAUCGACCAGAUCUGGACUUCCGAUCGGCCCCCACAGCCAAGUACAACUAUAAAUGCUCUGUCAAUAGAAUAUGCUGGCAAGACUUGGGAGGAGAAAAUCAGUGAUGUGAGGGACAAAUUUGCUUCAAAUGGAGCAGGGGCGUAUAUUGUGACCAGUCUUGACGAGACAGCAUGGUUGUUCAACGCCCGUGCUAGCGACAUCACCUACAAUCCGUUCUUCAUCUCAUAUGCCAUCGUGGAGACAAGUAGAGUCAGGUUGUACCUGCUGGAUCACAUAACCAAGUUGACGACCAAUCCAACAGACAUAAACAGUACAGCAAAACUGCAUGAACACCUAAAAACAAGUACGAAUGGCUCCUGUUCAUCACCAGUCAGCAGCUGUGUGGAGGUGUUGGCCUACAAUGCCGCAGCAGUGAGUGAAGAUAUCAAAGCUAUCGCCAAUAACAACGUCAGCAUAUGGGUAUCUCUCUAUUGUAACCAGGCUAUAUACAGCACCAUACCCGAGGCUCAGAGAAUUCACGACAAGUCCGCCAUUGCAUUAAUGAAGUCCCAGAAGAAUGCAGUAGAGAGAGCGGGAAUGCAGGCUUCACAUAUCCGCGAUGCAGUGGCCCUAAUCAAAUUCAUGGAAAAACUCGAACGUGAAGUGAAGGCAGGGCAGUAUUGGUCUGAAGUUACAGCUGAUGCUGAUCUAAAGAAGUACAGACUCGAGCAGAAUUUGAACCGUGGACUGAGUUUCGGCUCCAUAGCCGGGUCUGGAUCUAACGGCGCCAUCAUCCACUACAGUCCCACCAACGCCACCGACAAACAGAUCACCACGUCAGACAUGUUCCUUCUUGACUCGGGCGGGCAAUAUCUAGACGGCACCACCGACGUCACCAGGACCUUCCAUUUCGGCGUUCCAUCGGACUAUCAGAAGGAGUGCUACACCCGAGUGUUGAUGGGCCACAUCGACCUGGCCCUGCUCAAGUGGCCAAAGGGACUCUAUGGUCGAGAAAUAGACGCCAUAACUCGGGCACCCCUCUGGGAGGCUGGACUGAUCUACCUGCACGGCACGGGGCACGGGAUAGGGGCUUACCUCAGCGUCCACGAGGGACCCGGCAGAAUCUCCCUUUCCCAUGAUCUCAAUCCCAGCGAUGAAGUCCUCGACGAAUACAUGUUCUUCUCAGAUGAGCCAGGUUACUACGAGAAGGAUCAGUUUGGAAUUCGACUUGAGACAAUUGUAAUGGUGGAAAAAGUCAACGUAACAUAUCCGUUCCCUGACACGGUGUAUCUGGGCUUCCGACCCAUCACCUUGGUGCCAUACGAGCCCAAUCUUAUCAAGAAAGAGAUGCUGAGCGCAAAGCAGAUCAAGUGGCUCAAUGACUACCACAAGCGUGUUGAGCAGGAGGUUGGACCAAAGCUGAGUGGAGCUGCACUGCAGUGGGUGAAGGCAAGGACCACGCCCAUCUCUACGCAGACUGUGAGCUCCGCACAGCCUCAUGCACCAGCCUUGCUACUCACUGUCUUGUCUGCCGUGCUGUGGUGGAGUUGUCUUCAUUGACAUUUGACGUACUGGAGUCACUAUUGAUGGACAUACUGUUUAUAUUCUCGAUAUAUGGACAUUGGACUUUUAACAGAUUUGUGUAGAAGUCAUCAUCUGGCGAAUCAUUCUGUCAAUGAAACCAGGGGAUGGACCAAUACCACUUCCUUCUAAUUUAUACAUUGAAGUCAGAUGAACCAAAUUCAAGAUACAAAUUCACCUUGUAAUCGGAUUUUAAUUUAUUGAUGAUCUCAACACUGAUUUAUUUAGGGUAAUACAAAGUUUGCCAAAAUGUCGUAUUUUGCUAUUCCAUGAAUAUAAAAGUAAUUACUCUUACUAUAGACAUACCGUCUGAAAAACAGUUUUCAGACGGUAUA